UUGAUCCUAUCUUCCCUGAUCUCCCCUUCUUUUACUGUCCCCAAUCCAUCUGCUGAUAGUACAGAGCCCUAUGAGUCACUCUGCACAUGCUCUGUUUGGUGUUUUUUUUUGUCUUGGGAGAGUGCAUGUGAUCAGCAGAGGGCCAAUCAGCAAUGUCCAGACAGAGGUCAGGGGUUUUGCAUCCUCCUAGAGCAGAAAUAAAACUCCUCCUACAAGCCUUAACCAGUGCUCAGCUGGACACUGAUAGAAGUCACACAGCUGCUAUAUACUGCAGAUGAGAAAAGGUAUUUAGCAGUGUAUAUUUACUAA
Molecule: messenger RNA, 309 nt
Organism: Staurois parvus
Lineage: Eukaryota; Metazoa; Chordata; Amphibia; Anura; Ranidae
Source: the annotation of a GenBank genome assembly